Cyphellophora europaea CBS 101466 is the source of this 1320-nucleotide messenger RNA. RefSeq lists its product as uncharacterized. The record is from RefSeq and is a predicted model, not a curated record. Gene Ontology annotation, biological process: biosynthetic process. Bases 1 to 1320 code for a protein of 439 amino acids. Gene Ontology annotation, cellular component: cytoplasm. Lineage: Eukaryota; Fungi; Ascomycota; Eurotiomycetes; Chaetothyriales; Cyphellophoraceae. The transcript is spliced from 3 exons. Gene Ontology annotation, molecular function: transferase activity.
AUGUUGAAAGUCCCGGUGCGCGGCAAGAAUGCCGGCUCCCAAGCUUCCACCAAGGCCGUCAUUCUCGUUGGCGGUCCUUCUCGUGGCACUCGGUUCAGACCUCUCAGUCUUGAUGUCCCCAAGCCGCUGUUCGAGGUCGCGGGCCAUGCCAUCGUGUGGCAUUGCCUCAAAGCUAUCGAGAAAGUCGAGGGCAUCAAGGAGGUCAUCAUGAUCGGAUACUAUGACGAGUCUGUCUUCCGGGAUUUCAUCAAGGAUUCGUCUAGAGAAUUCUCCCAGUUCAAGAUCACCUACCUCCGAGAGUAUCAGGCUCUGGGCACUGCCGGAGGUCUCUACCACUUCCGAGAUGCCAUCCUCAAGGGUAAGCCGGAGCGGUUCUUCGUGCUCAACUCGGAUGUGUGCUGCUCGUUUCCCCUCGAGCAGAUGCUCCAACUAUUCGAGGAGAAGGAUGCCGAAGCGGUCAUUCUUGGCACGCGAGUCAGCAAUGACGCCGCCACCAACUUCGGUUGCAUUGUUUCCGACGCCCACACCAAACGAGUCCUUCAUUACGUGGAGAAGCCCGAGUCCAAGAUCUCGAACCUCAUCAACUGUGGUGUCUAUCUCUUUGCGACCGAGACCAUCUUCCCUUCCAUCCGGACCGCCAUCAAGCGCAAGACCGAGCGCCCCCGCAUGAUCUCUUAUCCUUCGUCGGAGAAUCUCGAGAGCUCUUUCAUUGCUGAUGACGACGAGGACAAGAAGAACGAGGUGCUACGGCUGGAGCAGGAUAUUCUAUCCGAUCUCGCUGACAGCAACCGCUUCUUCGUGCACGAGACCAAGGACUUCUGGCGUCAGAUCAAGACUGCUGGCUCAGCUGUCCCGGCCAAUGCUCUGUAUCUGCAAAAGGCCUUUCAGCAGCAGUCUCCCGAGAUCGCGAAGCCCUCGGCCACCAUUGUGCCUCCUGUCUUCAUUCACCCUACUGCUGAAGUCGACCCCACCGCUAAGCUCGGACCCCACGUCUCCAUCGGACCCAAGGUCAUCGUCGGCCCGGGUGCCCGGAUCAAGGAAUCGAUCGUGCUGGAGGACUCGGAGAUCAAGCAUGAUGCAUGCAUCCUCUACUCCAUCAUUGGCUGGAACAGCAGAGUCGGUGCCUGGGCUCGUGUCGAGGGCACGCCAACGCCCGUCAACAGCCACAGCACCAGCAUCAUCAAGAACGGUGUCAAGGUUCAGAGCAUCACCAUCCUGGGCAAGGAAUGUUCAGUUGCUGAUGAGGUCCGGGUGCAGAACUGCGUCUGCUUGCCCUACAAGGAGCUCAAGAGGGAUAUCGCGCACGAGAUCAUCAUGUAG